Molecule: messenger RNA, 1860 nt
Organism: Mesorhabditis spiculigera
Lineage: Eukaryota; Metazoa; Nematoda; Chromadorea; Rhabditida; Rhabditidae
Source: the annotation of a GenBank genome assembly
AUGGUUUUUCUUGAUGAUUUUUGUGAAGUAUUAGAAGAGUUGCCGACAGAGCUUCAGGAUCGCUACGACGAAAUUGGUAGAUUAGACGAGGAAGUGGAAGAAUCCAGGGAAAAUUAUCACCGUAAUGUCGUCGCCUUUUUCAACAAGACGCCAGAGCUGGACUCUGAGGGAAAACGUAAAGAAGUGGAGAAAUUGACGGAGGAAUGGAAUUCGAUUCGGAAGAAGGCCAAGGCUAAAGUUGAAAUUGCGGAAAAGGUGCAGGAUCUCCUGGAGAAGUUUGUGCAGCACCUUGAUCGGGAGAAGGAACAUUUCAAGGGCGAACUGGAGGCGGAUAACCCUGGGAUUACCGCAAUCAUCGAGCAGCGCUUCACCGAUUAUCUGAAGUCAAUGCUGUACCAAGGCGACAAGCCGCGGUUGUCGAUGCAGCUGUCGAUGCCGAAUUUUGACGAUCCCUUCAUCGACCCGUUGUUCCAGAAUGACGAUGAUUUGUUCAACCCGGAUUGGGAUCGGCCGCAGGGCAGACGGGGAAGCGCUGCGUCGAGCUCAGAUGAAGCUGGGCCAUUUAGGUCAAGAAGACCUACCAACCCGCAGCUCCGUACUCCGACGACAGCUGGCAUUGAUCUUUCGCCUGCGUCUUCCGAGAAAAGUUGGACCCCGUUCGGCAGCAUGUCCCACGAUAACAGCCCGGGCCCAAAUUUGAGCCAACCGGCUUCAAAUCCAGCAAUGCCAAAUUUCUCCGGGAUCGAGAGUCGACAUGGGCGACAAAGAAAGCUGACAUCGCGGGUCCAGGAGAUGUUCAAGGACACGCUGCAACGCCAGCGCUCCUACCACUAUGUGCCUGCCGAGGAGCCGGAAGAGGAAUCCGAGUCUUCUGAAGAAGAUGAGGAGGGCCGGAAGACGUGGUGCAUCUGUAACGAGAAGAGCUACGGCAAGAUGGUGGCUUGCGAUAACCAAAAGUGCCCCUACGAGUGGUUCCACUACCACUGUGUCGGUAUCACGGCCCCGCCGCGCGGCAAAUGGUACUGCCCGCACUGCUCCGAGAAUCUCUGCGCCCCCUCCCACGACCGCCCGCUCGUCCCGUCGUCGGCCCCCCACGAGACGCCGGCCAUGGACAAAGAGACGGAGGAGCAGCGCCAGAUGCGGCGCAUCGCCUUUGUUGCCGUUGUCGUUUCGACAACGGCCAUCAUCGCCUCGGUGCUGACGUUGCCGAUGCUGUACAGCUACGUCCAGUCUUUCCAAUCCCAUCUCAUGGUCGAGACGGACUAUUGCAAGGCCGUGUGCUGCACCUGUAACCAGGGACCGCCUGGCCCGCCUGGACCCGAGGGACCUCCUGGAAAUGAUGGAAAGGACGGCUCCGGCGGCAAAGACGGACUCAAUGGCCAGGAUGCCGAGCUUCUCCCAGCUCCCCCAUCAGAGCCAUGCAUCAUCUGCCCCCAGGGCCCACCCGGCCCCAUGGGAAAUAUGGGCCCCAAGGGACCGCCCGGACCCAAGGGAUCUCCCGGAGAACCCCCACAGGACGGAAAGCCCGGAGAGGACGGUAUGCACGGACAACCCGGACCUAUGGGAAGACCCGGAAGGGAUGGUAUGCGAGGAGCCCCCGGACAGUCUGGACGUCUCAUCCCUGUCCCCGGACCUCAGGGACCUCCUGGCCCGGCUGGACCUCGUGGACCCGCUGGUCCCAAGGGCAACCCCGGACCCGACGGACAGAGCUACGAUGGACCUCCUGGACCUCCUGGAGACCCUGGACAGCCCGGAAAGGAGGGACGACCCGGACCCAAUGGACCUCCCGGACCCCCAGGAGACGACGGCCCGAAGGGAUCGUGCGAGCACUGCCCCACCCCCCGUACCCCACCCGGCUAU